AUGGACUCGUGUUGUCGAUCGCUAUUGCCAUCUGUGGAUUGGAACAUGGCUUGUGCCUCUUCGGCUAAGUACCACUGGGAAGACGAGAUUCAUGCCGAUGAUGUAAAGAAUGAGCAGAAGGAAGGAUCUCGCAGCCGUCGAAGCCAUUGGACAGAGCAGGAAAAUGACACCUUAAAAUUUGCUGUUCUUGACUCUCUUCACUAUUCGUAUUUCUUGAACAAAUGGGGGUUAAUACAAGCACAGCAGCCGCUAGUUAUCGCUAUUGACGCCAGUCGUGAGCUGUUUUCUGUUAUGGAAGGAUCCUACUCGCAAAAGCGCGUCCGUGAAUUCAUCCAUGACUAUCACUCCUACCUUAUCUCGGAUCAUCUCAUGAGCGAAGAAGACAGUAGAACAAGUAUUGAUGUCACUCGCAAUGAGCUUCCAUAUAACUUCAAUUUCGAUAGCAUUCCGGCAGGUCGUAAUUUUCCUAGCAAACCAGUACGGUAUCAGCUGAAGGCGGGAUGA
Messenger RNA from Ostertagia ostertagi, 504 nucleotides. NCBI's taxonomy places the organism in Eukaryota, Metazoa, Nematoda, Chromadorea, Rhabditida, Trichostrongylidae. The record is from the annotation of a GenBank genome assembly.